CGCCUCUUGAUUACCCUAUGAUACUAUGAUAGGAUAAGGAUGUUAGUCACUGAUAUUCUUGUUUGUUUGGGAACUUGAAUGAGUUCAACCAAUCUCAAAUGAAAUGAACCGUACACGAACAAAUAAGAUUCCAUUAGAGGCCCGUCCACCGAAUGGCAGUUUAGACAACAAUAACAAUCAUUCACAGUCUAUAUCCUCUUAGUUAAGUAUCACCUGAAAUUCAUCAUUUUCACAGUCAACUUUAUGGACCCACAACUGAGAUUGAUUGUAAUCGCAUUUGAUUAUCGCUCAAUCGCAUUGGACAAAUCUUACAAUUUACUACGGAGAUAACGCCGAUUAGACGUUUUAAAUAUCAUUCUCGACACAUUACCCAUCUAACUGCGCUAUGGAACGCUUCGCUUAACAGAUGGACAAUCUUGAGUCUUCGUAAAUUUUUCAAAUCAUCACCUCCGCAUUGUUUCAUUUUCAAACGCUUGACCAAUCAGCAAUGUGUAGGUGGCGCUACAAUCGCCGUCAAAGUUGGAUUCAAAACUCUAUCUUCCGCUGGAGCGGACAACUGUGUAACAGAGAAUACUGUCGCUCUAAAUAAUCGUUUCAUUUAUGACUGAUUUUGUUACAAACGGAUUAAUUAAAUAAAAGAAAGUAAUUUGUCAGAGGGCGGAAGGCGAAAGAACAACAUUUUUUUGAAGGAAAAUAUGCGAAGCAGCUUAAAGGUUGCCGGCUUCCUCGUUACGUUUGCCGUUGGCGUACUAUCCAACGUCUUGAGAUAUAAGGUGACGGAAAAUGCGACAGCCGGUUACCUACUAACGAAAGACCUUAGAAAAGAUCUGGAUUUGCCAAGUAAACUGGUACGAUUUAUCCUGCAUAAUAGCCAAGAACACGACGACUUGUACAUAGACAACGUCGAACUUAGAUUAAAGGAGCCGAUUGAUAGAGACAAGAGAUGCCCUAAUAAGGCUAAUUGCAAACUAAGUUCUCUUUUAAGUUAUUCCGAAAUAGAUCCAAGCAGGAAUAUUGCUAACGGGAAGGAAGAAUGGAGCCAGAUAGAAGUCGAAUUGUUAGACAUUAAUGACAAUCGACCGGAAUUCAAUAAAUCACUCUUAAAGCUUAAUAUAAGUGAGAAUAUAUCCAUUAAUUCCAGUAUUGAACUAAUCGAGGCUAAAGAUAAUGACUCGCCGCAAUUUUCAAUAAGGUCAUAUAAUAUGACUCCAAGCUAUAGUGAAUACUUUGAUUUAAUAUACGAAAAUGGAAAGAUACCGCAAUUAAGGGUGAAGAAGAUUUUGGAUAGGGAUAACUCGAAUAUUGUCUGGAAUUUCACCUUUUACCUUACGGCUACGGAUGGCCGCAACUGGGCUAGAUGUAAAGUUAAUAUCAUAGUUCAGGAUGAAAAUGAUGAGAAGCCAGUAUUUGAACAAAGCUCCUAUACCGUAGAAGUUCGAGAAGAGACGAGCGUCAACUCUAGUAUUUAUCGUGUCAAGGCGUUUGACAAUGACGCCGGACCUUUAAACUCGCUGAUUACCUAUAGUCUGCACGGAGAUUCGGAUUCUACAUUUGAUAUUGACAAGAAGAGUGGUAAGAUUAGUUUGAAGAAGAAACUAGAUUUUGAAGUGAAAGAGAAGUACGAGUUAAUUAUUGCAGCUUCAGAUUCGGGCGAAAAGAGAAAAACAGCAAAAUCUAAUUUACUUGUUAAAGUUUUAAAUGUUGAUGACGAACCGCCGGAAAUAUACGUGAAUCGUGAAUCUCUUAGGCCUAUUGUUGAGGGUGUUCAAAAAAGGACUUUCGUCUUUUAUAUACGCUUAGAUGAUGUUGAUUCACCAAAAAAUUCAAGUAGUCGCUGCCGCGUAAACGAUACGCGUUUGGAAGUUUCUAAAGUGCCCGAAUAUCCUUAUCUUCAUCAAGUUGACUCCGUGGCCGAGUUUGACAGGGAGGCCACACCCUUCGUUAGCUUGUCACUCAUUUGCAGCGACGUCGCAAAUAACAAGGCGACGCAUGCAAUUAGCGUCGAUGUGCUCGACGUCAACGAUUGUUCUCCGAAAUUCGAGAAAGAUUUCUAUAAGAAAACUAUCGACGAAUCUAUUCCGAUUGGAAUGACCAUUCUAACCGUCAAAGCAAUUGAUAAGGACGAGGGAGAAAAUGGUACUGUAAACUACCGACUAACUGGCGAGGGCUCGCAUUACUUUUCGAUCGAUAAGAGCGGACGAAUAAUGACUAGAGAAAAAUUUGACGUCGAUCACGCUAAUCAGCGUAAUUUAGGUGUUGAUCCGUCAUCAAAUUCUCUGACAUUGAGUAUUGUAGCGGCCGAUAAUGGAAAACCGUCAAGAAAUUCAAGUGUCGACCUACAUAUUCGAAUUAUCGACGUAGACGACAAUCCAGUCGUAUUCGAUUCCAGUUCUUACGUGUUUCGAAUUCAAGAAAAUUUCCUUCCUAAUAAAGUUCCUCUUGGCCAAGUUAAAGCUAGCGAUGCCGAUCAAACGUUUAAUAAAUUUAAGUACACAAUGAAGACAAGAGAACUAGAAAACUUAUUCUUUGUCGAUAGCAAAAGUGGAGAAAUAGAGUUGAUUAAGAAAUUGGAUAGAGAAAAAUCUGAGAGUUACGUUUUAGUUAUUCUGGCUGAAUCAUUAGACGGUCCGUCAACAGCUACAACGACCGUAACUGUGAAAGUGUUGGAUACUAAUGACAAUGCUCCAGAGUUUCUUUUUCCUCCAAUUGAUCAUUAUAGAAUGAAAGUUUUUUCAAGCACCGAGAUAGGAACAAAGAUAACUAGAUUGGAAGCGGAAGAUAUUGACGGAGAAGAAAACUUCCCAUUAAUAUUCGAGGCUGUUAGCCAAUCCCCCUUUUUCGAAAUCACUCACGACGGCUACAUAACUGUUAAGGAAUCAUUAAGCAACCUGAUAAACGAAACUGUAGAAUUAAGACUGACGGUUAGAGAUUCCGGCACCCCACGACUCCGGUCGAAUAGGACGCUGGAACUAUCGAUAAUCGAACGUAACGCUCUACCGUCUCAACUCGAUCAAAGCUCGAAAAGGAAUUUAAUAAUAGUCAUUUGCGUCGCCUCUCUGUCAACAGUCGUCAUCAUCUUCCUUCUCGCAGCCAUACUCAACUUACUUAAAAGACGCCGUCAUCGCGGAACGCCUAAAUUCGAUGCGGUACUCAGCAUACGUGAUAACGACGAGAAUAGAGGAUUAGGAUCGUGUAUAAUCCAUCAAUAUCCUAAUAGACUGAAUCACGAUUCAUUCUCUACGGAUAGUCAUCAUUCCAACGAUGGAUUCUUAUCGAAGGUAAGACUUAAAUUCCUGUGAGACACACACAGCUGUGUGCGUAUACUAGUAUGUUGAAAUCCUUCCAAAGAGGGUAGGCGAGAGGGGUUUUAUGUAGAACAUGUCCGAUUGAUCCGAUAAUAUCCUGUGCCCUAUCGAACGCCUGUUUUAACAAAAAACUCCGUUCAUCAAUCCCCGAUAAAGAAACGUUUCCGAUCGGAAAUAGAAGUCAGAUUAGAUGAUGAGCCUGACUUUUGUCUUAUUAAAUCUAUAACUUCGGCGUUGCUUUGUUCUUUCAAAAGAGUUAGGAGAGAAUUGGAUAUCGCGUACUUUUUUCUUUCUGUAUGAAAAAUGCUUUAGGCCAAUAACAUAAAAGGGCAACAAGGAGAGAGAUCUGCUGUGUCAAUAUUUCUAAGCCUAUAUACGGCAGCUUAAUGAGCUCUUUUAACGCAACUAGCGUGUCAAAUAGGCUGACGUCAUCCGUUGCGUAACUUCUAAAACGUUCAAGCUGAUUGACAACUAGUAGGAGUGAAGUAAAAUCAAAAAAACGAAGAAAAACCGGCAGGGGAAAAAGAGUUGAACGCGUGCUGGUAAUUAAUCGAAGUCGAUUGUAACAAAGCCCCCCUCCUAAUACGUCUGUUUGAAGAGCAAGCAAGGAAAAAUAUGUGCCGAAUGAACUCGAUACUGUUGAGGAAAUAAAACACGCCUCAGGACAGUCACGAAUCGAAAAGUUCAACUGAAAAGUCUAAGCAAGGUAGCAUAACAUCUGAAUGGAUAGAAAGGCAUGCAACAACUUUUGUGGGCAGCACAAAACCUGCCGAGACAACCUGCGAAGAUAACUCAUCAGCCGAUUCGGGACAUUGUUCAGAGGAUACACCUAGAAUAAGCGUAUCACCGAUGAAAGCCGACAGCAUCACGAAAGAGGAAGUACUUCGUCGAAUGUCGUAUAAUAAGGAAUUUAAGCCGAGUAACGGCAUCGAUAGUCGAAUACUCGGCAGGAAGAGCGUCACUUUUAUGCAUCCUCUAACAACUUUUGGAAGGGGGGAUCGUAGUUCUGAUUCAACAUGCACAAUCCUUUCUAGUCAGGUCUAAACUAAGAAAAAAAAGGAUUUAAAAAAAUAAAGCUCUGUCGAAUGAACUAAAGGCCAUUUCUUUGCAAAAAGAGACUAACGUUCUUCUUCUUAUUAUUAUUAUUACUAUUAUAACUUGUACAUAUUUAUGCUUGUUUUUUGUUACGAUUUUUUCAUACGUCUUUUUUAUAUGCAUAUUUUUGAAUGGAAAAAAAUGAAAACACAGAAGAUGAAACUUUAAUGAGAAUGUAAAGAAAACAACCUUUUUGGUUAAAGAAGCUAAUAAAAUGGUAAUAAAUAACCUUUAAAACUCCUUCUAUUUUGAUAAUUGCUGUGCAAUCUUUUUCUAAAGAACGAAAACGUUUGUUAUUGAAUGAAAUACAAAAAGUUUUUUCAGAAAAAAAAA
Messenger RNA from Dimorphilus gyrociliatus, 4733 nucleotides. The record is from the annotation of a GenBank genome assembly. Lineage: Eukaryota; Metazoa; Annelida; Polychaeta; Dinophilidae.